UGGAGGUUGUUUCCAGCUUUCGACCAUGGCUGCCUCGAAGCAGGUGCCCGUUUAUUGUUGGAUUUCAAUUGUUUUGAUGUCACUAGCGAUUUCUAUUGAUGGGAAAGAGGAUGAUGGACACCACCAAAAUAAUUAUGACAGCAUCUUUGAGAACAUCCACGGGGACGUCGCGUACGACUUUGUCGAGGAGUCUAUGUCAUGGGCUGAAGCUCAGAAAAGCUGUGAGGAUCGAGGAGGACAUCUUCUGAGAGACCUGAAUGAUGAGGUUAAGGAGUUCUUACGGACCCUUUCUACAGGACCUGGACGCUGGUGGGUCAAUCCGGACUCGAUGAGUGGAGAUCCCAUGCGUGGCAGUGACCUCAACUUUCCACGCCAUCUUGUUUGCACCUAUUUGGACACCGAGCCAUUUCGUCUAGUGACCACACCCAACUGCACCAUGAGCUUUGGCUCCCUCUGCACGCUAGAUACAAAUAUACAUCUGAAGUCAAGCGAAGGAAAGCACAGACACCGUAGAUCUAUCAACACAAUAACUGGUCUGGGGGCAGUAAGCACUCUUCCUGUGUUGUUGGAGAAUGUCCGACUGAUAUUAAAGGAUUUGGAAACAACGGUAGAUGUGUUGACAAAGGACAAUCGACUCCUAUAUCUAAGAGGAAUAUACAAUGUUGUAAAACUCACUCUUCCAAUUCCUGUGGAUAUGGCUUCUGCAGUUAUGAACAGCACUUCGGCCAUGUUGCUGUAUACACAAGAGUGUGGCCUCGAUAACAUGGAGGACUUUGAGGAGCUGAUCACUUUGGCUGGACUCAUUUAUGCGGCGGUCAAAGACGGACCUGUCACGCAGGAGAUGCCGACAGGAACCUUGUUUGUUGACAGGAAAACCCCCCAACAACUGGGUGGAUCGGAGGUCGGCUCAAGUAAUGGCACAUAUUGCCAUCUGCCAUCUUUUUCUGCUUUGUCAGGCCAGCUGCCUUCUGGGAAAGUCAAUGUCCAGCUGUUCCAGUUCAAAGUGAAUCCAAUGGAGGACAAGUCCAACGAAAGCAUCACGGGAACAACAUGCAGCUUCUCUUUGCAGGAUGAAAACACCAACAUCAAACUGAAAGGUCUUUCAGAGAACAUUGAGAUAUUUCUGCCCCGCACGGGUGCCAGCGAACCUGAAGUAGUUUCCAUCGACUGGAAAUCUGGAUAUUCCGUCACCUCGUCCUUCAACACUACAGACGUCAAUAUGACGGUGAUUGUUACGGUGUCACCAAAUAAAAACGUCACCCUCGCUUUUCAGCUGUUCCCGUCUACGUCCAACGGCACUAACCAAAAUGCAACUGCAAGUGCUACUAUAGGCCUUAAAGAGGGUUAUCGCUGGCUGAUCACCCCAGAGAUGAGAAAAGGAGGUUAUUCCAGCUGGAAGGUGGCCAUAAUUCCAAUCAAUUACACUUCAAGCAAUCAGCUGACCGUGAAAGUCUCUGUUUUUGUCACCAAGUGUCUCUUUUGGGACACAGACCUUGAACAGUGGAGUAGAGAUGGUUGCAUGGUCGGUCCCAAAACAACACCAAGCUUAACCCACUGCUUGUGCAACCACACGACGUUCUUCGGAAGCUCCUUCUUUGUGAUGCCCAACCAAGUGGAUUUGUCCCAGACGGCGGCGCUCUUCGCCACCGUGAAUGAGAACUAUAUCGUGGUGGUGUUGCUGAGCUGUUUCUUUGCCGUCUUUCUGGUGGUCCUAGCGUGGGCCUGGUACGCAGACCGCAAAGCUCUCCGAACGCGAAAGAUGACUCUUCUGGAUGACAACCACCCAUGUGCCGAGUACAACUAUCUUAUAACUUUUCAGACAGGUCACAGAAGAAAUGCUGGCACCAGUGCUAAGGUAAAGGCCAUCCUUUACUUCGAGGAAGGAAAAAGUGACACUUACAACCUGUCUGAUGCGGAUAAGCCGGUGUUUGAGAGAGGAGGUGUUGACGUGUUCCUGCUCAGCAUACCCUUCUCUCUCGGUACAUUGGAGAGCAUUGAGAUUUGGCAUGAUAACUCGUCAGGAGACCCGGACUGGUACCUGAACAGACUGACGGUUCAAGAUUUACAGACACAAGAGAUCACACACUUUUUGUGCUCCACCUGGCUGAGAGGCGAGACCUGCAAGAGAACCUUCAACUCGGCCAAGAACAAUGAAAUCGCAAGCUUUGGUGACAUUUUCCAGACUCGGACAUCAUCCGGCUUCCGUGACGAGCACAUCUGGGUGUCGGUCGUGGACCCGCCACGCCGCAGCCCCUUCACCCGGGUGCAGAGGGUCGCCUGCUGUAUGUCUCUCCUGCUCUGUACCAUGGCCAUUAACAUCAUGUUUUGGAACCUUCCAACGGAUGAAGAGUCUCCCGUCCUCCUGAAGAUAGGGUCUUUCGCACUGACCUGGCAGGAGCUGAUGGUGGCGGUGGAGAGCGGACUCUUCAUGUUUCCCAUCAACAUUCUCAUCAUUACCAUCUUCCGUCACAUCAAGCCACGUCUUAUCGACAACAAAGAGGAAAGUAACAUCAUCAAGAACAAAGCAGUCAUCCCUGCCUCUGUGUCCAUGAACACCAUCAUUCAGGAAAUUAUGGAUCUGUUGGUGUGUCUCAGCAAAAACCCCAAAAACAUGUUGGGCAAGGAUCUGGGGUCCGAAAGCAACGGAGAUCUCUUCUGGGCUCUGAACAAAGUCCACGACCUGAUUGAGAGGAUGACAGUGGAAAUUGUUGGUGAUCCUCACUGGUCGUAUUGCAGCCGCUUCGUGUUUUACUCUUUAAGUCACGUCAGUCGUCUUCUGGAUCACGUUGGAGAAAAGGGCUGUUUCCUCAACGAAGAGCUCCGACAGGCCAGGGGGACGCUGGGUGUUUUGUUGAAGAAGGCCGAGCUGGCGUCUCUCAGACACGCGGCCCAAACUACCGUAAUCGUGCAGGAACCACAGAAGAAGAAGGGUUGGUGGUUGCCGUGGUGGUUUCUGUUUGUCGGAUGGGCUCUUCUUUUCUUCAUGAGCGGCAUCUCCACCUUCUUCACACUGCUGUACGGAUUCCAGUACGGCAGAGAGUCGUCCAUACAGUGGGUGAUCACCCUGACACUGUCUCUGGUCCAGAGCAUCUUCCUCCUGCAGCCUCUCAAGGUGAUAUUGGUGGCCAUCUUCUUCGCCAUGAUCCUGAGACCAGUGGGUGUGGAUGAAAACGAAGAGGUCGAGCUUCUCCUGAAAGAGCAAAAGAAAAGAUGUCAGGAGUACUCCGGAAGAUCAACUUCCUGAACAUAACCGGUAAAAGAUGCUGGAUUGAAGAACCUUGCGGGGAUUUUGACUCGAGAUAUUGUUGUUGGGAACAGUGCGUGUUCCGAUUAUUUGACUUGUACAUAAUUCAUGAAUCAAAAUGUAGUCAAAACAAAGUAAACUUAGUCUUAGUGGAUGUCGUGCUUUGUCUUUAUUUUGAAACCUUUGGAAAUAUAUUAACAUACUAUGAGUACUUGUCAAUGAUGCGAAAGGAACACAACCGUUCACACAAGUUUGUUUAAAAAGAAGAACAGGGAAUAUGUUAAUAGAGCUACGUUUUGGUGGUCAGUGUCAUUCUAGAUGAUCAUUUUUAUUUAAGUACAAUUUAAGAGAGCAGAUUCUCAUUAUACAUAAAGUUAAAUCAUUUUCCUGUUUAGAACUGCUGUCUGUCUGCUGUCAUUCUUUCUCUCGUCUAAUAAAAGGACUGAAAUCUAAUAUGUCAACGAAACUUUAGAAUGUUGCAUUUAGGAAACUUAUUUUUGGUAACCUGUGUAUUAUCAGAAAUAUACUAGAUAA
This is a messenger RNA of Triplophysa dalaica, 3778 nucleotides long. RefSeq names its product polycystic kidney disease protein 1-like 2. Gene Ontology annotation, cellular component: membrane. Gene Ontology annotation, molecular function: protein binding; calcium channel activity. Gene Ontology annotation, biological process: detection of mechanical stimulus. NCBI's taxonomy places the organism in Eukaryota, Metazoa, Chordata, Actinopteri, Cypriniformes, Nemacheilidae. The coding region runs from base 26 to 3244 and encodes 1072 amino acids. The record is from RefSeq and is a predicted model, not a curated record. The transcript is spliced from 21 exons.